Messenger RNA from Knipowitschia caucasica, 549 nucleotides. NCBI's taxonomy places the organism in Eukaryota, Metazoa, Chordata, Actinopteri, Gobiiformes, Gobiidae. The record is from the annotation of a GenBank genome assembly.
AUGGAACAGGCCCGGCUCCCCAGGUGUGAGUGGAGGCUCAGGUCAGAGGUGGAGGAAGGAAAAGACAGUUUGGUUUUUCAGCACUGGUCCGAAAAUGCUGACAGAUCCGCUUCCCCACAUGGACCGGGGCUCGACACGGCGUCGAACGGCCCUCGCCACACCGCGCGACACCCCGCACCACGCGCCUUGCCGCUCCGCUACGACUCCCCGCUCCGCUACGACUCCCCGCUCCGCUACGACUCCCCGCACUGCGCUCCGCUACGACUCCCCGCACCGCGCUCCGCUACGACUCCCCGCACUGCGCACCGCUACGACUCCCCGCACCGUUACGACUCCCCGCACCGCUACGACUCCCCGCACCGCUACGACUCCCCGCACCGCGCGCCGCUACGACUCCCUGCACCGCGCGCCGCUACGACUCCCCGCUCCGCUACGACUCCCUGCACCGCGCGCUUCUACAACUCUCCGCUCCGCUACGACUCCCCGCACCGCUACGACUCUCCGCAGCGCUACGACUCCCCGCAGCACUACGACUCCCCGCACCGCUAG